Penaeus monodon (black tiger shrimp) is the source of this 3493-nucleotide messenger RNA. Its product is annotated as PR domain zinc finger protein 15-like. Lineage: Eukaryota; Metazoa; Arthropoda; Malacostraca; Decapoda; Penaeidae. The record is from RefSeq and is a predicted model, not a curated record. Bases 111 to 3116 code for a protein of 1001 amino acids. The transcript is spliced from 9 exons.
CCAGCGCUGCGCCCAAGCCCGCCAGCCUCUCCGCCAUCGCGCCCCGAGAAUCCCCGACCUCGUCCUCCUCUCAUGCCGGACUCGCGCCUCUCCGAAACUGCACCGAGGUGAUGGAGGCUUUGGCCCUGGACGUCACCUCACUUGGGGACGAGGGAGCCCAGAUGAUAACGUUAGUCGAAACGGCAAGCUUAGAAGAUGAGGCAACACAGCACAAUGUCCACAUCCUCACAGCAAAUCAGCUGGAAAGUAAUUCUCCAGAUCACUUGCAAGAUAACCCACAUACACAGAUGCAUAAUUCCGUUCAUCAGUCACUUGUGCCCAAGGUCCUUAAGAGUCCCCACUGCCUGGUCUGCAACGCUAAGCUUGGAGUCUCGGCAAGGGGUGCAAUGGAGGUCUUCUCUGAUAGGGCAAAAACUUCACAUCGACAACUCCAAGUUCAUGCUGUCUUGAGUGACAUUGUCAACCAGGAGUUGAAUCCCAUUGCAAUUCAUUCCAGUAUUGUGUGCAAGAAAUGUUUUAAAUUAAUAGAUGACAUAGACUCCAUGGAAGGACAACUAAUUAAUAUGAAGCAGGUGGUCACUAACAAAUAUCUAAGAACCCUAGCCUUAGUUAAGCAAGAUCUUACUGAGGAUAAUGUUGACAGAGUGCUGGAGGAAGACUCACUUAAUCUAGAAGCAGCUAAUCUUGCAAAAGAUGACAAGGACUUCAAAAUUUACAUGGGAUUAAGUGGAAACCGUGCAAGGAGAGGGCGCCGAGGCAAGGGCCGUGGACGUCCAGCUAGUGUUAAGUUAGAAGUGAAACAGGAGGAAUCUGUAGAGGUGAUCACAGGCCUUGCUGCCAGUGAAUCAGUUGAGACACUGAAACAUCAGGAAGUCUGUGUGCAGGGCCUCCUAAGCUCCUCUGACAGUAAUGAUGGUUUGGGGGCUCACUUGGAGGAGAGCCUUGAGGAUGACGGAGGUGCCGACAUGCUCAUGGUGGAGGAGGAGAUUUUGGAUGACUCAGCUGUGGCGGAGGCAGUGGAAGAUGUUAUGGAGGUGGAUGGGCUGGACCUGGAGGACACAGAUGGUUGUGUGCAGAUUGGUUCCCUGACUCUCCCUACCCUGACCCCGCAUGGCCUGGGUGUAGAGCAUGACUCGCAGGACAUGAGUGAAGAACACAACCUGCUUGAUGAUGGUGUGGAGAAGUACAAGUGCCGAUUUUGCUCUCUGAAGAUGAGCGUCUUGGUUGAGAUACAGAGGCAUAUGCGUGAGGUACAUCCUGAUCGACUGUUUGAAUGUGAAGUUUGUCAAGAAAGGCUACCAACCAAAGCAGAAUUAUGUGAUCAUUUAGGACAACAUAUUGCCUCAGGAGAAAAACCUUACUCUUGCACCAUGUGUUCAAGAAGAUAUGCACUUCCAAGGCAACUGAAGGAACACUUACGUCAUCACAUGAACAAGACCUUUGCAUGUUCCCAGUGUCCAAAACGCUUCCGAUCUGAACCUGCUCUUCAGGAACACUUCAAUCUUCACACAGGAAAUAGACCAUAUGGCUGUGAUCAAUGCAAUAAGAAAUUCACAUCAAAACAUGUUCUCAAAACACACAUGAAAACACAUGGUGUGCGACAUAGACCCCACCAGUGCCGAACUUGUGGUAAACUCUUCCUAACAUCGCAUCAUUUAACCGAUCAUAUGAAUGUCCACGAGGGUAAGAAAAACUUCAUAUGUGAAACUUGUGGAAAAGCAUUUGCUACCCAGAGGAGUCUAGACUUACAUGCUAUUACUCACUCUGGUGUCAAAAACUUUGCAUGUACAAUAUGUAAUAAGCUUUUUGCAAGAAAGGGGGAGGUUGAAGACCAUGAGAGAAUUCACACAGGUGAAAAGCCAUUCCAGUGUGAAAUAUGUGGGUCAACCUUCAGCCAAAGGAGUAAUUUGCAAUCACAUAAGAGAACAACACAUUUCCAAGAGAAGAGGUAUCAAUGUACACAAUGUAGCAAAGCAUUUAAAAGGAAGAGACUGUUAGUUUACCAUGUAAUGAGUGUUCACACUGGUGAAAGGCCUUACAAGUGUGAGCAAUGUAAUGCAGGUUUUGUAUACCCAGAACAUUAUAAGAAGCACUUGAGAAUACAUACAGGUGAGAAGCCCUUCAAAUGUGAAAUAUGUGGGAAGACUUUCAAUUCCAGAGAUAAUCGCAAUGCUCACAAGUUCAUCCAUUCAGACAAAAAGCCUUAUGAGUGCAUCCUUUGUGGUGCUGGGUUUAUGCGCAAACCAAUGCUUGCAUCACAUCUUCAGCAACAUGGACAUACAGAGAAUCUAGAAGGAUACAUGAAAGUCAAUCCUCCAACUGUAGUUGCUGCUGAAAAUGGAGAAGGAGUGCCAAGCCCAUCAGGUACUGUAAGAACCAUGAAAUUAGAUGAUGAGCAAAGUCUUGAACCAAGUUUAGAUACACCAGUACAGUUAGUGCGUGGUGGGGUGCGAGACGGAGAAACGGUUGAAGUAGUUUCAAGGCCAGUUCACAUCAUUGAAACUGAUGAUAUUCCAAGGUACAUUAUACACACAACUGGUACAGGUGAACGUACAGAGGAAGGUGUUGGACACUUCUUUGCUUCCCUUCAGGGCCAAGUUGUAGAGGUGCGUGCAGAGGAUAUUGAAAGAUACACUGACCUGACCUCUGAUCAAAUGACCCAUGUAGCUCAGGUUGCUGCCCAAGUAGUGACAGGACAGACAUCUAAUAAUGGAAUUCAGCAGGUUGCUGUUUCAAGUGACCUUAGACCAUUCCAUAUCCAGCUAGAACCAGCAACUCGGGAAAUCACCCUGCAAACGCAGGCAGGUAGUGCUCGGGAGGUUACCGCUUCCAUAGGUGUCCCGACAGCCACAACUGUGACAACACGUGAAGUAACCUUGCCCUCUGGGAGCCAGGUUCAGGGGACACCAGGAACAGCAGUUUUGGUUGGGAACAGACAAGUACAAUAUGAAGCAAGUGGACUAGGGCAGGGCACACUUCGGAAAGUUCUGACGGACAGAGAUGAAAUACGAACCAUAUCUGUUCAUAAUAUGACUCCCACAACAGAUACCCGGACUGUUAGAACGUGGCCGCAACAAACCAUAAACACAUCUACUCCAAACUUUAUUGGAAAUUGAUAUAUCAGCAUUAUUAAUUUGCUUAGAACAUCAGUUAUUACUGGAUGUAAGGCAUGAUGUUUAUUAGGUCUACAGCUUUAAUAUGACAUGUUUUAUAUGUCAGUUCAAAGUAUAAAUUCUUGUACAUGUUAUAUGGCUUAAAAAUUUUGUAAAAUUUGUUUUUUAGAAGAUUGACAUAUUGCAGACUUAAAUUUGUACCGACUGUAUUUGGUAGGAAGUAAACAAAGUUUGACAAUGCAUACAUUCCAUUUUCACGUAUUGCAGGAUUUCACUAGUUGAAACAAGAGUGAUAGUCUGUAUUUUUGCAGGUUCUUAUUGGAGUAUGUAUAUGGUUUAUUACUUACUGUAUAAAAAAAAGGAAAUUAUCCAAAUGUUUA